AGGCAAUGGCGGAGAGAUUUCGUCUUAGUGUGGGAAAUAUAUAAAACACAGGAAAUCACGUUUUUCACUGUGCCUUUAAAGCAUUUGUCAUCAUUAUUCACUUCUCAUAGACAACAUCAUUGACUUCCCUGGCAGGCUCUCAGUAUAUGGGCUCUCAGUCUAGUUCUGGGAUGUCCGGCGGUCGGGGCUCCAGUGGCAACCCUGACCAGUCUGAAGCGGAAUCCAACCAGAGCAGCAGCAGUAAUAACAGUAACAGCAGUAGAAGUCGCAGAUCGGCUGAGGGGCAGCAGGGUGACAGGCAGUCAACAGCAGAGGAGGACGUCGAUUUAGCUCAAGUGCUGGCUUACCUAUUGAGGAGGGGCCAGGUGAGGCUGGUCCAUGGGAGUGGAGCAACAGGCCUGCAGCUCGUCCAGUCGUAUUCGGACUCUGACGAGGACAGCGAUGGGGCCUGGGAGGGGCGUCUAGGAGACCGUUACAACCCUCCCGUGGAUUCCCAGCCAGACACUCAGGAGUUGGACCGGAGUGAAAUCCGGACUCAGAUCCUCUUGACCACGGCCUCAUCUGACUUGAAAGGCAGGCAAAGCUUCACCCACAUGCUAACAGAGAGGGAACAAGGCCGAUGUCGAGGCUCCAGUUUUUCUCACGGAGAGUGUAGUCGCAUUCGCUCACAUUUCCUGCCCAAUCAUGUGACACACAAGGACACAUACCAGCAGAAAGCGUUCUGUGGUGUGUACAGUGAUGAUGGCAACAUGUUCCUCUCUGCCUGCCAAGACCAGAACAUCCGUUUGUAUGACACCAGUAGCGGGCGCUUUAACCUGAAGCAGACUGUGAAGGCCAGGGACGUCGGCUGGAGCGUGCUGGACGUAUGCUUCACCCCCGACUCCCACAACGUGCUCUACUCCAGCUGGUCUGAUUACAUUCAUGUCUGCAGUGUAGAUGGAGACAGUGAAACCCAUACCGCCCUGGACCUCAACCCAGACGAGAGGAGGUUCUGUGUCUUCUCUCUGGCUGCCUCCACAGACGGAAAAGAGAUCCUUGGAGGAGCAAAUGAUGGCUGCCUCUACGUCUUUGAUCGUGAACAGAAUAGGAGAACCCUUAAGAUUGAUGCUCACGAGGAUGACGUAAACGCGGUGGCUUUUGCUGACAGCUCGUCCCAGCUGCUGUUCUCAGGCAGUGAUGACGUGCUCUGCAAGGUGUGGGACAGACGGACGCUGCGGGAGGACAGACCCCAGCCCGUGGGCCAGCUGUCUGGACACAGAGACGGCAUCACCUUCAUCCACAGCAAGGGCGACGCACGUUAUCUGAUCAGUAACUCAAAGGACCAGUCCAUCAAGCUGUGGGACAUGAGGAAGUUCUCCCCCAAGGAGGGCCUGGUGGCCUCACGGCUGAACAUCGUCCAGCAGGACUGGGACUACCGUUGGCAACAGGUUGUCCAGAAUGGUGCUGGGGAUGCCAUGAGGUUGUUGUACAUCUCCCAGGAGAGACACAAGCUGGCAGGCGACACCUCAGUGAUGACCUACAGGGGUCACGGUGUUCUGCACACGCUGUCGCUUCUCCCCGGAGUUCACCGGACAGAAGUUCAUCUACACUGGCUGUUCCACUGGGAAGGUCAUCGGUGA
This is a messenger RNA of Salvelinus sp. IW2-2015, 1619 nucleotides long. The record is from RefSeq and is a predicted model, not a curated record. NCBI's taxonomy places the organism in Eukaryota, Metazoa, Chordata, Actinopteri, Salmoniformes, Salmonidae.